ACGUGUCCGUUAUUGUUUAACCACUGAAGACCUCAGGUACUAACCCCAUGUUUACUCUCCCUUCAGCCAGACACAGGGAAAACUACUGGCCCGAGGAAGUUGAAUCAUUAAGCUGAGGCCAUGCUAAGGCCAUGCUUGGCUGUUCAAACAAGGAGGGAUGGAACAUGAUUUGAACUUUCCUCUGGCCAAUGAGCAAGUGGGUCCACCUUCUGCCCAAAGGAAUAAUAACUUAUGAGCAACAAACACUCCCAAACACAUUCACUAAAUCUUAGAUAAGAUCUGGAUCCAAAAAUGGCUACAGUGGGACUGGAAAUACUGGCGGUGACUUUAGCUGUCCUAGGAUGGCUCUUGACUAUUGUCUCCUGCGCCCUGCCGAUGUGGAGAGUCUCAGCCUUCAUUGGAGUGAGCAUCGUCACAGCCCAGAUCACCUGGGAGGGCAUUUGGAUGAGCUGCGUGGUCCAGAGCACAGGUCAGAUGCAGUGCAAGAUCUACGACUCCAUGUUGGCGCUGAACGCUGACCUGCAGGCUGCCCGUGCCCUCACCGUCAUCUCUAUAGUCCUCGGAGUUCUGGGGGUCCUGACGGCCAUCAUGGGAGCCAAAUGUACCAACUGCGUGGAGGAAGAGGUGAGGAAAGCUUGGGUGAUGAUCGCCUCUGGGGUGACUUUCGUUCUCACAUCUCUCACCCAGCUGAUCCCCGUGUCAUGGUCAGCCCACACCAUCGUAACGGAGUUCUACAGCCCGCUCAUACCGGAGGCACAGAAGAGGGAGAUAGGCGCAGCUCUGUACGUGGGUUGGGCAGCAGCCGGAUUCCUGUUCAUCGGCGGGUCCAUCCUCUGCUGCAGCUGCCCGCCACAACCCCCGAAAACGUACACGCCCCCGUCAAAGAUGGUGUGGUCUCAAACUAGGUCGUUCGCGCCAAGCAGUUACAACAGGAGAGACUACGUCUGAAAUCUCACCUGCUCCGUUCUCACAUUCUCUCAUAGACGUGGGAGAACUACUGUUUGGUCUUAGUAACUUACCCUUGCCUGUCUUAAUGCUGAGAGGAGGAAAACCCAACCAUUUCCAGUGAUUUUUGGCUUCACGUGUUUGUGCAGAGACUCCAUCGACUUUAAUGCCUGUUGCUGAGUGUGUAGCAUUGCGGCUGUCAGGAGGCCACUGAUACACCAUGAAAGCUGUGUGUGCCCUGUGCUGUGACAUCGAAAUGUACAUAUAGAACAGCGGAAUAUGUGUUUGUACUGCAUUGACUCAUCAUGUUUUUUGUGUAAAUUUUGAAUUAUAAUCAGGAUGUUCAGGGAAUAUUGUCAAGUGAUGCAAAAUAAUGUUGAUUUUUUUUUUUAUGCUUUCAGAAAUUUAUGAACAUUUUCCAUUUCUAUUAAUAUCUUGUGAGAGUUUGACAUGUGAAAUGCAAGCCUUAUUAAAGUAAAGAUGUGUUUAAGGUAACCUG
Thalassophryne amazonica is the source of this 1444-nucleotide messenger RNA. Its product is annotated as claudin-3-like. Gene Ontology annotation, cellular component: plasma membrane; bicellular tight junction. Gene Ontology annotation, biological process: bicellular tight junction assembly; cell adhesion. NCBI's taxonomy places the organism in Eukaryota, Metazoa, Chordata, Actinopteri, Batrachoidiformes, Batrachoididae. Gene Ontology annotation, molecular function: structural molecule activity. The coding region runs from base 292 to 948 and encodes 218 amino acids. The transcript has a single exon. The record is from RefSeq and is a predicted model, not a curated record.